CUUGAUAUUUUUAAAAAGGUCAGAAACGGAUGUCACGACUGGUGCCAGUGUGGGGGAGUGGCAAGCUUGCAAUCGCACGCGCUGCCACACGAGCGACAUGCGCUUGGCAGCCGAAAGAUCCUAUAUGACGUAGCGACUAUAGUCCGUUUCACCUUAUGUUGUACCACAGCGAAGCCUAGAAGAGCGAGCUCAUAACGUUGGCAGCUGCCCUUAAUGCACGAGAGUUUGUGCCACGGGGAUGUGCCCUAAAGCCAGGAGCACGCGCCCAUAGCCUUUCUUGUGGUACAUCAUAAGGUAAAAUAGAGUAUAGUCGGAGGGCUUUCCUGUUUUCUCGCGUUUAGUUACAUCUUCGAAGAAAAAGAACGCAAUAUUCAGAUUUAUGAGAUAAAACUACUCUAAAAUCAACCUCUAUCUCAUUUUUUUUUUUAAAUAACUGUUUUAGCUUCUUUUUAGUAGGGAUGAAGAAAAGGGGGAAGCCGCUCUAAGCUCGUCCUAAGAUGGAAGAAAUAAAAAUUUAAAAAAAAAUAAUUUGUGUUGCAACCGGGACUGUACUGCUGAUAAACUGAAAAACGGUGUCGUUAUUCAUGAAUCUUUAGUUCUUGAUUUAAAUGCUCUGCAAAUGCGCGUUAUCCAGUUUUUGCCUUCUUUUUCCACGUCUGCGUCACAUUUCGUAAUCAUGCAUUUUACUGCGCAGUUUGAUCAAGCAAUGAAUAGCCAACUAUACCAAUUCCAAGCACUGAUGCCCUUCAGUUUUAGUUCUGCUCAUUGAAUGUGAUGAUAUUUGAGGGCAGGUAAAGUAACUUUGUGUUGGCGAAUGUUUAUUAACCCUCAUCCUUCUAAACUUUGCAGGUCGAACUAUCCGGAAAUCCACUUAAUGCAAGUGUGAGCGACCUUUCGCUGCCUAGGAAAGAGGUCCGGCAAUCCGCCAGAUAUUGCCCAGGCAGCAUUCGACUACGAAUGGCAGGGAACGGACUGCGAGGACAAGAGGGCGGAGCUCUCCUUCCAAGGAGCCGAAUCGCAGAAGCAACCAUCGAGGAUGGAACAGGAGGGGAGGACAAACAGCGAUUGGAUCGAAGCAUACCAUAACGAAGAAGUGGAUAUCUUGGACCAUGACAGCCGCAAGGGUGACACCUCUCCUCAGAACAACCGGUCAGACCCACACAAGCAGCAAACGCACCGACAACUGGACAAGCACCCGUGCCGCUUCUGUCCUUACUCAAGCUCUUCCGCAACAACUGUCGCCAUCCACGAGAGGACUCACACUGGCGAGAGGCCCUUCAGUUGCGGUGCAUGCGAGAAAACGUUCAGGCGAAAGGCUAGCUUGAUAGUGCACGUUAGAAUUCACACCGGAGAGAAGCCGUUCAAGUGCAACACGUGCAGCAGAGCAUUUGGUCAUAAAAGCACCUUGGUGGAUCACGCAAGGAUUCAUACAGGAGAGAAGCCGUUCAGGUGCAACACUUGCAGCAGGGCGUUUCCUCGGAAGUACCAGUUGGCGAAUCAUGAGAGGACUCACACCGGAGAGAAGCCGUUCAAGUGCAACACGUGCAGCAGAGCAUUUGGUCAUAAAAGGACCUUGGUGGAUCACGCAAGGAUUCAUACAGGAGAGAAGCCGUUCAGGUGCAAGACGUGCAGCAGGGCGUUUAUUCAGAAAAGCAGCUUGGCGAUUCAUGAGAGAACUCACACUCGAGAGAAGCCGUACAAGUGCGAGACUUGCAGUAGAGUGUUUGCGUCUCAUGCCGGUUUACAGAAUCAUCGAAAGAUACAUCGCAAGUGAUUGAAACCAUCUUAUGCGUCAUAGCUGUGGAGGGGGUUAAAACAAAAUACUCGAGCUCAUACAUGUGUUCAUUUCCUUUGGCGAUAGACCUGCAGUGGUUCUACUUGUGAGCAGUGUAGGUUUUGCAUGGUUCAAAAUAAUUCAGCCAUUUAUUUAUCGUGUAAUCACAAAUAAAAAUGUGAAUUUAGCUUAAAAGAUGCAAGCGGGAUUCUUUUUUGUACACAAAGAAUUACUGGAAGCAUACUAUAUUUUAUUAAUUUAGAGUCCUUAAUCACGUGCUGCACCUGUAGUCUGGAUUGUCUAGGUUCAUUUAUGUUGCUUACAAGUCGGCCUGCUAAUAACCAAAAAAAUGCGAAAUAAUAAAAUAACUAAGGUCUUUCAAUAGCAACAGUCUUGAAUAAUGUAAAAGUUUAAAAAGAAAAACCGAGUAAUGCUAACACAACAUAAAGAUGCAGAAAUAAAAUUAUAUUGAAGCCUAAUUAACACACCAAGCUGGUAACUAAUGCUUUGCACAUAGGACUGGAACAGAAUAUACAACACUCGAAGUAUUAAAAAAGCAAUGUCUUGUUUUC
Messenger RNA from Ixodes scapularis (black-legged tick), 2346 nucleotides. RefSeq names its product gastrula zinc finger protein XlCGF49.1. Gene Ontology annotation, molecular function: DNA-binding transcription factor activity; RNA polymerase II cis-regulatory region sequence-specific DNA binding. The coding region runs from base 1037 to 1774 and encodes 245 amino acids. Gene Ontology annotation, biological process: regulation of transcription by RNA polymerase II. The transcript has 3 exons. The record is from RefSeq and is a predicted model, not a curated record. NCBI's taxonomy places the organism in Eukaryota, Metazoa, Arthropoda, Arachnida, Ixodida, Ixodidae.